UUUAAGAGCUCCGGCAGUCACGUGACGGUUCAACAUGGCGUUGAGCUGGAGGAGUUUGUUGCGUUUUCGGUCAACAACACGGCCGCUGAUCAUCUUCACCUUCUGCCUGACUGUCAUCCACAGCCUGGGUGAAGAUGUGGACAACUGUGAUAAACUCCGGCUGGGACAGUAUUUGUGUAAAGAACCCAAAAUAGAUGAUGCAACUCAAGAACCAGAAAACUGCAAGGACCGGUUGGCUUGGGUGGAAUGUUUACCUGCUCCAAACAUCAGCUGUCGGCUGUCAAACGGAACACAGUUCAAAUUCAGCGGUGAAGAGGUCGGCUUCAACAAAAGCAUCCCGUGUCGUAAUGUGAGUGGUUACUCAUACAAAGUCGCUGUUGCUCUGUCACUCUUCCUGGGAUGGAUUGGAGCGGAUCGGUUCUACCUGGGAUAUCCGGCCUUGGGCCUGCUGAAAUUCUGCACGGUGGGGUUCUGUGGAAUUGGAAGCUUAGUGGAUUUCAUGUUGAUAUCCAUGCAGAUCGUGGGUCCAUCGGAUGGGUCGGAUUACAUCGUGGACUACUACGGGGCACGUCUCACCCGUCUUUCGAUAACAAAUGAGACCUACAGAAGAACGCAGCACUCUCCGUGAAGACACCAGGUGGAUCCCAGUGAGCUGACCCACCAAAUGUACAGGAUCGUGUUAUGUAAAUCCCAUCUUUUCUUUGGAUAUGCCUUUGGCGUUUCCAAACACAAAGACACAUGGACAUGCCAAACUAUGCUCUGGGAAAGACUAGCCCACGUCUGCAGUUUGCAAACAUGGCUCAUGGCUCUUGAUCCCACCGCUCCAAGUUCUGCUCGGAUCUUUGCGUAGCUGUUAUUUCCACUGGACUGCUCAUGUCCUCUAUCACUCUUUCUCUCCAUCAAUCAGUCUCUUCCUUUGAGUCAUGCUGCUGGAAUGUCAUCCAUCUUUUGUUUCUUUUCAUUCCUGUCCUCACUAGCUUUACAUUGUUGGACAUUGUGUGAUGUUUUGAUGUUAUUUAAUCACUGUAAAUAAAGUUUUAAUAUUA
Molecule: messenger RNA, 1046 nt
Organism: Labeo rohita (rohu)
Lineage: Eukaryota; Metazoa; Chordata; Actinopteri; Cypriniformes; Cyprinidae
Gene: tm2d1
Product: TM2 domain containing 1
Exons: 7
Coding region: 35-628 (197 amino acids)
Source: RefSeq, a predicted model, not a curated record